Messenger RNA from Wallemia ichthyophaga EXF-994, 1554 nucleotides. RefSeq lists its product as uncharacterized. The coding region runs from base 1 to 1554 and encodes 517 amino acids. The transcript has 2 exons. The record is from RefSeq and is a predicted model, not a curated record. NCBI's taxonomy places the organism in Eukaryota, Fungi, Basidiomycota, Wallemiomycetes, Wallemiales, Wallemiaceae.
AUGACCUCCACUACCGGCCAAGGCCUGCUUGGCGUCGCUGUCGCCGUCGCAGCUACAUACGUCAUAAUUCAGAACUACCAAGACGUUGAGGAUGCUUACCUUAUUAAUUACGCCACUUCCCACCGACGAUUCACUCCGACUAGCCACAGCUUCAGCUAUCCGCUCACGCUAGCCCUUUUCAAGCUUGAUAAUAGAAGUGAGAGGAGUAGGCUGUUUAGAGAGUCUAGGAGAAUGUGGUCGCUGUUGAGAGUUGAUCCCCGCGGCUAUCUCACCACUAGCUACAACGAUUUGUCUAUAAUCGCUAAUCUGAGGCGGACACUAGAUGACAGAGGGUAUAGCGAGAAUACCGCUCACUCUGCUUAUCUAAUGACAAUGCCUACCACUCUCGGAAUGUCCAAUAUCAAUCCACUAUCGAUAUACUUCUGCUAUGACGACAAGCGGAGGCACACUCUGACGAUAUUCGAGGUACACAACACAUAUGGCGAAAGGAGUAUGUAUAUCAUACCGAACGACGACUCUACGCGCAUAUCCUCCAGCGAAUAUACCCAUCAGAGCUUUCAGCCACGCUCCUUCUUUGUUUCCCCGAUGAAUGACAGACAGGGCUUUUACAAUUUACAGGCGUCUGUCCCGUUCAAUUCUCAAAAUCAACUGAGACCACCUAAAAUCAGAGUCACUUAUUACGACCAGGACGAGAAGCUCAAGUUUACUGCCAAUUUGGUGCCUUCUGGUGAGGCAAAUGCGCGAAAAAUAAGCCUCAAAUCGGUCGUUAUACACCUUUCCACCCGCCCAUUCACUAACCUUCUCACAUUCGCUCGCAUACUCUACCAAGCACUUUACCUCCAUUAUUUUAAAAACCUAGCAUUCUAUCCCAAACCUAAUAUAGGCGUGACGCUAAACACCAAAGCCAAUCCAACACAGUCGCUGGACGAGUCAGGCUCGUUGGGUUUCGAUGCAGAGCCGUAUUUGUGUUUUCAUGCGAGAAAAGCGAUUGAGAAGACGUUACACAGCGCUGUACGACGUCAUUCACGUGUCAAAGUGAUCAUCACCUACACAGAUCCACUGAUAUCUCCUACCGAAAUUGGAGAGGGGGCAGAUGACACACUCACCUUGAACAUUCGCUCUUACGAAUUUUUCACACAAAUGCUCAUCUCGCCUAACGUCGACUACAUCAUCAAUGUGCUUGGUAGCAGAUGUGAAGAUAUGGUGCGGAUAUCAGACGAUGAUUUGUUCAGGCGUCUGUUAUCAUUAGAUGAAAAUUCCUCGUUAUCAAAUAACUCCACCUCCAGCCAUGCCUUCACUGUGGCCAACUGGCUAGCAGGUCUUCGACGAGCUCAUGCUAAGUGGAUUCUUCAUCAGUCUCCAGAUGCUACAAUUGAUUUUGACGUGAGUGGAACGCAAGCCUUCGAAAAGCCUCUGGGGGAUAGCUGGAUGGUGCUUAUAAUGGCUAUCGCGAUCUCGGUCCAGCUCCGACUUUUUGCAUUUUUAUUCACGCUGUUGGGUGUCAGAUUUAAGCCCCGUCAGACGCCUUGGAAACCCCUGGAUAGAUUACAGUAA